AUUCCGUCUUAAAACACGAAUGUGGAUUGCUGCGCUUACCAUUGUACGAAUGAAGUACUGACGGACCUUCACGUUACGGUGGGAAAGUGUAUGACCGUACGAUCAUGAUCAGGACUUAAUGUCAUGACCUUCUUUCAGACCCUAAGAGGAUUUAGACAUCUGCUUAGAGUCUCCAGAAACCAAAACAUAUCUCCAGAAGCUUUGUGAAGACAGGAAGAGAGACCAACAGCAACAACAACAACAACAACAAAAACAAAUCCAAUCAGAGACGCACUUCUGCAAAACCUGAAAGAAAAAAAAGGUGCAAAAGGCGCAAAAAUGAACGUGGAGACGUUGUCUCAAGACUCCAUGUUGGAGUGUCAGAUCUGUUUUAACUACUACAGCCCCCGUCGGCGGCCCAAGCUGUUGGACUGCAGGCACACGUGCUGCUCUGUGUGCCUGACUCAAAUGCGCAGCACCCAGAAGGAGAUCCGCUGCCCGUGGUGCCGUGGCGUUACCAAGCUCCCAGCGGGCUUGUCCGUUUCUCAACUGCCCGACGAUCCCGAUAUCAUCACGGUCAUCGCCAUCCCGCACGCCUCUGAACACACGCCCGUGUUCAUCCGUCUCCCCAGCAACGGCUGUUACAUGCUCCCCUUGCCUGUCGCCAAGGAACGUACCUUGUUGCCCGGCGACCUGGGUUGCCGACUGUUGCCGGGCAUGGGCGGGGGUCAGCAGAAAGGCAUGGCGAUGGUUGCCAUGCCGGAGGAGGAGCCUCUGGGCUUGGCGAUGGAGGGAUUGGAGGGAGAGAUGGAGAGGAGAGGAGGAGUAGGCGGAGGUGUUGUGGUAGGGAAGGGUUCCACGUGGUCGGGGGUGUGCACGGUUAUCCUAGUGGCCUGUGUGUUGCUCUUCCUGCUGGGCAUAGUGCUCCACAACAUGUCCUGCAUCUCCAAGCGCUUCACCGUCAUCUCCUGUGGUUGACUGCCCACCUUCUCUUUGCACUCCCUCGCACAUACACACACACGCACACACAUACACCUUGACUGCCCUGCGAGCACUCUACUGUGGCCCUGUGCCAGAGAAACUACUUAAAGGAACAGGAGGACAGGAGAACAUUAUUCACAUAAUGGAUGCCUGGAGAAAUGAGAGGAACAGGGGGGAAGAAAGAAGGAAGUGGGAACUGGGGACCAAAGCUGUGUGUGUGUGUUUCACACUGUACACCUGAGGAAUGCUGGACCAAUGAGAGUGAUAUAUAUUAUGUGUGAGCACACGUACG
Chanos chanos (milkfish) is the source of this 1252-nucleotide messenger RNA. RefSeq names its product E3 ubiquitin-protein ligase RNF152-like. Gene Ontology annotation, molecular function: ubiquitin protein ligase activity. Gene Ontology annotation, cellular component: lysosome. Gene Ontology annotation, biological process: protein polyubiquitination; apoptotic process; positive regulation of autophagy. The record is from RefSeq and is a predicted model, not a curated record. NCBI's taxonomy places the organism in Eukaryota, Metazoa, Chordata, Actinopteri, Gonorynchiformes, Chanidae. The transcript has 2 exons. Bases 319 to 957 code for a protein of 212 amino acids.